This is a messenger RNA of Apodemus sylvaticus (European woodmouse), 876 nucleotides long. Its product is annotated as lys-63-specific deubiquitinase BRCC36-like. Gene Ontology annotation, cellular component: BRCA1-A complex; BRISC complex. NCBI's taxonomy places the organism in Eukaryota, Metazoa, Chordata, Mammalia, Rodentia, Muridae. Gene Ontology annotation, molecular function: cysteine-type deubiquitinase activity; polyubiquitin modification-dependent protein binding; metallopeptidase activity. The coding region runs from base 1 to 876 and encodes 291 amino acids. The transcript has a single exon. The record is from RefSeq and is a predicted model, not a curated record. Gene Ontology annotation, biological process: double-strand break repair.
AUGGCGGUGCGGACCAUGCAGAGAGUGCAGGCGGUUCACCUUGAAUCGGACGCUUUCCUGGUUUGUCUCAAUCACGCUCUGAGCACAGAGAAGGAGGAGGUGAUGGGUCUGUGUAUAGGGCAGUUGAAUGUUCACGGGAGGAGUGACUCCAAGCUUGCAUACGCUGGAGCUGAAAUGCGCACAGUCGUGAACAAGAUGGAGGCCGUCAGAAUUGUUCACAUUCAUUCUGUCAUUAUCUUGCGACGUUCUGACAAGACAAAGGACCGGGUAGAAAUUUCUCCGGAGCAACUGUCUGCAGCCUCAAUAGAGGCAGAAAGGUUAGCGGAGCAAACAGGUCGUCCCAUGAGAGUUGUUGGCUGGUACCAUUCCCACCCUCAUAUAACUGUUUGGCCGUCUCACGUCGAUGUACGUACGCAGGCCAUGUAUCAGAUGAUGGAUCAAAGCUUUGUAGGACUGAUUUUUGCUUGUUUCAUAGAAGACAAACCCACAAAGAUUGGCCGGGUACUCUAUACUUGCUUCCAGUCUGUACAGGCAUCAAAGAGUUCAGAAUAUGAGAGACUUGAGAUCCCAGUCCACAUUGUACCUCAUACCACCAUUGGGAAAGUGUGCCUCAGGUCAGCAGUGGAGCUGCCGGGGAUCCUAUGCCAGGAAGAACAAGAUGCGUAUAAGAGGAUUCACAGCCUUACACAUCUGGACUCAGUGACCAAGAUCCAUAAUGGCUCUGUAUUCACCAAGCAUCUGUGCAGUCAGAUGUCCGCGGUCUGUGGGCCUCUCCUACAAUGGUUGGAGGACAGACUAGAGCAAAACCAGCAGCGUUUGCAGGAGUUGGAACAAGAAAAGGAAGCCCUUAUGGAAGAGCUGUCUUCCCUAGAAUAA